This is a messenger RNA of Mustela lutreola (European mink), 2513 nucleotides long. RefSeq names its product testis expressed basic protein 1 (gene TSBP1). The record is from RefSeq and is a predicted model, not a curated record. The transcript has 33 exons. The coding region runs from base 196 to 2106 and encodes 636 amino acids. Lineage: Eukaryota; Metazoa; Chordata; Mammalia; Carnivora; Mustelidae.
UAGCCUGCUUAGGUCUGAUCAGCCUAAGUCACACAGUCCCCUGCAACCUUCUGCAUGCUUGUCUACAAGGGUCUUCCCCCCAUUCAAGUUCAUACUUCUCAGAAACAGUGAGCUUGGAGUGUUCCUUUUUUCUUCAUCACCCUCUGACAAAGAAAUCCAGAUGACACAGAAACCACUGAAGAUAAUACCUGGAAAAUGGCAGUUUUGGAAAUAACUUUGGCUGUCAUCCUGACUCUACUGGGACUUGCCAUUCUGGCUAUUUUAUUAACAAGAUGGACACGGCGCAAGCAAAAUGAAAUUGAUGUCUCAAGAUACAGUUCAGAACAAAGUGCUGGUCUUCUGGACUAUGAGGAUGGUAGAGAUGUUCCCUCUCAGAGAUCUGAAAGAGGAAGAGGAUUCCGUCAUUUGUAUUCAACAGAAAGUGACACUUCAUAUGAUGAUCAAGAGGGAUCCAAAAGAGAUUACACAUCAUCAGCCAACUCCUUAGCACUAUCUCGAUCAAGUAUUGGAGAACAAAGAGGUGAUGCAAAAAUCCUCAAAGUAACUCCAGAACCUUUAUCAGGUUCAGCAGGACCUAUAACUGGAACCAUUGGACCCAUAAUGCAAUUCACAGCACCAAUUCCAGGAGCUACGGGACCUAUCAAGCUCUCUCAAAAAACCAUUGUGCAAACUCCAGGACCUAUUGUGCAAUAUACUGGGCCCAGUGGUGAAACUUCAGAAAUGACUAUUCAAAUACACCUGAUCAGAAAAACUUUUCAAGAAGUUUUAUCACUAGAAAAUUUACCAAUAGAAAAAAUGAGUAGGAGAGUAAAUGAGCAGGGGGCAAUAAGAAAUGUCUCUGCUUAUUUUUUAGUAGGAUCAACUCGUCACAAGAACAUUGGAUCAGUUCCACCUGCCCUCACUGGUCCACCACCUUCAAUGCCCAGAGGUGUGCCCCCGCCUCCCAUAAUGAUUUCACAGAGAACCUCAACAAGACCUGAGAAACCUAAGACAAGACAAGAAGAGCCAACACAUGGAGCAGUACCUAUCAUUACUCCAGUACCUCUUGUAAUUGGUCCAGUAGCAGCUGUGGACAGUUCUGGAAAAAUCACACUAUCUCCUAUGGUUAUAUUUCCAGGUUACAUGGAUGCAGAACUUGCAAAAAAAUCUGAUUUCAAGGCCAAGAUCCUAAAAAAUGGAGCCACUACAAAGUCUGAGAACAGCCAAGAAGAAAACAAGAAAACAUUAAAGAAGGAAAAGUUAGUCACAAAUUCUGAUGAAUCCUUGAUUUCAGGGCACACACCAGAGACAAAAACCAAAGCAAAAGAUACUGAGUUGGAGAAAGGUGAAAUAAAAAUGGAGGUCAAGUUAAAGGAGAGUGACACCAGGAUACCAAAAGAGGAAGACCAGGUAAAUGUGAGUGACACUGGAAUACCACAAGAACAGGAGGCUCAUGUAGAGAUGAAUGAUACCGGAAUACCACAAGAACAGGAAGACCAAGAAAAAAAGAGUGAGUCUGGAAUACUACAAAGACAGGGAUCCCAAGUAAAGAAGAGUGAGUCCGGAAUAAAAGAAGGACAGGGAUCCCAAGUAAAGAAGAGUGAAUCUGGAAUAAAACAAGAACAGGGAUCUCAAGUACAGAAGAGUGAGUCUGGAAUAAAAGAAGGACAGGGAUCUCAAGUAAAGAGUGACACCAGAAUACAAGAAGGACGGGAGUCCCAGGUGGAGAAUAGUGAAGCUGGAAUACCACAAAGACAGGAGUCUCCAGUAGAGAAUAGUGAAGCUGGAGUACCACAAGGACCACACGAGUCCCCAGCAAAGACUAGUGAAGCUGGAACACCCCAAGGACAUGAGUCCCCAGUAGAGAGUAGUGAGUCUGAGAUACUGCUAAUUCAGGGGCCUCAAGUAAAGAGAGAGAGUUCUGAGGAUCAAGGAGAACAGGGAAAUGCAAGGAAGAAGACAGAUACAGAAGAAAAUGAUGCUCUGAAGAAAAGUGAUGAAGGAAAGCACAAAGUUAAAGGAAAGAAAGAAUCCGAAGUUAAGAGUAAAAAAAUAAGGUUCAGUAAGGGGCAAAGGCAAAUAAAGGAAGAAGUACAACAAAAAGAUGGAAAGAGUAAGGGGAAAUAAAAGGAAGGCUCAUAAGUCAACUGAUUAUUAUGAUUCCCAUCCCCUAGAUACAAGUCACCACCCAUUUAUUGCUUAAAUGGAUCAUAAUUAGAGAAUCCCUUUAAUUUAUAUGUCUACAAUAGAUGUUUCACCAUUUUUAGUCCUCCCAGCUACAAAUCUUGGCUUCCAAUUCUUUGCUUUCUAAGUUGAUACUUUUAUGACUUAGUCAAGAAAGAUGAUACUUUCUGAAAUAAAACAUUUUGAGAAUGUUUGAAAUGUAUAAUUUCACUGGAAAGAAAUGUAUAAUUUCCUUCGACUACUAUUAAAAUUAACUCAGUAACAGCCAAACAAUCAACCAAUCAGUGGUCUUCAUGGUAGGCUAAAUGUUCAUGAAAUGCUGUUCUAGCAAUAAGUGGUACAGAAAAAUA